UUGCUACAUUGAUGCUAGCAGACGCAAUUUUUAAGUUAACUAUGGGUACGUGGUAGGUAACCAACGGUUUUUUCUGACGUAGUUAGUAACGUUAGUAAGCUGUGAACUUUAAAAAGCUAACAGGUAUUGAACAGACACGGCGGACACAAAUAAUGUUUCCUCGCAGGCAGGACCACGAGAUGAAAAGGACCGGAGGAGUGCGUAGCGGCUCAUUUAUGAACUUUAGGACAACGGUGAACUCAGGCUCCGUCCGCCGCAGCUCCGCGGUGCUGCCGUCUGUGCUAACGUUCCUGGUGAUCGUAGCAUCCGGAGGCCUGCUGCUCAUGAUCGAGAAGGGAAUGCUGAACAGCAUGGAGACUCCUCCACCCCGAGGUAACGGCAAGAGGCUGGGCUUCGUGCGGCAGGUUAGGGGAAACAGCCCGGCUGCUGUGGACGUGGAGUCCCAGAUUCUCCAGGAGAUCCGUAACCGGACCAUCAGGACCAUGUGCAGCCAGAAGAACAUGCCCCACAGCAUCUGGUCCCUGAGCCCCCUGCAGAGGAAGACGCUGCUGCAGCACGUCCUGGUGAACGAUCAGUACCACUUCCUCUACUGCUACGUUCCCAAAGUGGCCUGCUCCAACUGGAAGAGGGUUCUGAAGGUUCUGAACGGAGCACUGGAGAGUGUGGACGUCAACAUCAAGAUGGACCACCGCAGCGACCUGCUGUUUUUGUCCUCUCUGAAACCUGAGGAGAUCCGCUACCGCCUCAAGCACUACUUCAAGUUCAUGUUUGUGCGGGAGCCCAUGGAGCGCUUGCUUUCUGCAUACAGGAACAAGUUUGGAGAGAUUCAGUCCUACCAGAAAAAGUACGGUGUGGAGAUCAUAAAGCGGUACAGAAAAGGUCGCGCUAAGGACGCGGCUGUAACAGGAGACGAUGUCACCUUUGCAGAGUUUGUCCGUUACUUGCUGGAUGAGGACGUGGAGCGCAUGAAUGAGCACUGGAUGCCGGUGUACAACUUAUGCCAACCUUGUGCUGUGAACUACAACUUCAUCGGCUCCUAUGAGCACCUUGAAAGUGAUGCUGAGUUUGUGCUCCAGCGCAUUGGAGCGCCUCCUUACAUUCACUUCCCAGAGAGGCAAACGUGGUACAAGCCGGUCACCACAGAGACGUUACACUAUUAUCUGUGCAGCUUACCACAGAAGCUACUGAGGGAACUCCUGCCCAAGUACAUUUUAGACUUCUCCCUCUUCACUUAUCCUCUCCCCAACACAACCACUGAACACUGCCGGCAUUAAAUGUGCAAUGUUUUAUAGUUCUGAGAUUAUUUUUUAUAGAGAAUCAUUUGUACAAGCAGUAUUUUACAGCUGUUACACAUUUUUACUUGAGAUGUUCAAAUAUCAUCGCAAAAUGCUUUUUACUGGAAGAGAUGGAGACUUGACUUCAAAACCACUAAAGCUUGAAAUCAGCUGGAAAAAAAAAAUCAUGUAAAUCACUUUCAACGUGUUUCUGUCAUGCACUGAUACAGAAAUGAACCGAUUCAGUAUACAUUGAUGGAAAUGGAAAUAAGGUUGCAAGACCAAACUUUGUAUUUUGCUCUACACAUUGGAGAAGAUAAAGGGUUAAUGGCUUCAGUGGGCACUCAGUGGUUUAGCAGGCUAAAACACAUACCAUGUACUCACAGGGUCGUGGGUUUUAAAUCAUGCUUGUGUCUUUUUUGUUGUAUGUCACAGACUCUCCUUCCCAUAACUUACGACUGUUUACCUUGUAAUAAAACACAAGUGCAAGUUUUGUGACUUAAAUCACUGCA
Siniperca chuatsi (mandarin fish) is the source of this 1786-nucleotide messenger RNA. It is a transcript of the gene chst14, whose product is annotated as carbohydrate (N-acetylgalactosamine 4-0) sulfotransferase 14. The coding region runs from base 153 to 1274 and encodes 373 amino acids. Gene Ontology annotation, cellular component: membrane. The transcript is spliced from 2 exons. Gene Ontology annotation, biological process: carbohydrate biosynthetic process; dermatan sulfate proteoglycan metabolic process. The record is from RefSeq and is a predicted model, not a curated record. Gene Ontology annotation, molecular function: sulfotransferase activity. NCBI's taxonomy places the organism in Eukaryota, Metazoa, Chordata, Actinopteri, Centrarchiformes, Sinipercidae.